This is a messenger RNA of Erythranthe guttata (spotted monkey flower), 1777 nucleotides long. RefSeq names its product fatty acyl-CoA reductase 2, chloroplastic. Gene Ontology annotation, biological process: long-chain fatty-acyl-CoA metabolic process; suberin biosynthetic process. Gene Ontology annotation, cellular component: intracellular membrane-bounded organelle. The record is from RefSeq and is a predicted model, not a curated record. Gene Ontology annotation, molecular function: alcohol-forming very long-chain fatty acyl-CoA reductase (NADP+) activity. Lineage: Eukaryota; Viridiplantae; Streptophyta; Magnoliopsida; Lamiales; Phrymaceae.
AGUUUAAGAAGAAAAAUAAAAAUAAAAAAUGUUGCAAAUUCAUAGUUUAUUUUGCAGCCAUCCAACAACAAAAUUCAAUAUGGCGAAAUAUUCCCACAAAAAUUCAUCUCUUCGCACUUAUGAAAAUAAAAAAACAAGAUCACGAAAAUAUAUUGGGAAAUCGGGUGUCAAUAGUUUAUACUUGAAUUCUCUUCACGACCCUCUCGGAGUAGAACUGCCGUCGUCAGCGGUGGAGACUAGCGGCAAUAGUGGCGGCGGGAUAGGCAUCACUAAGUUUUUCCAAGGAAAGAACAUUUUCAUUACUGGUGCAACUGGUUUUCUUGGAAAAGCCUUGGUCGAAAAACUACUGCGAUCGACAUCGGUGGGUAAAAUCUACGUACUUAUGAAGGCGGACGAUAAGGAGAAUGCACUCGAUAGAUUGUCAAAAGAGAUUAUUCAGUCCGACUUAUUUGAAUCUAUACGAGAAAAACAUGGGAAGUCAUACGAAGAAUUUGUACGAGAGAAAUUGAUACCGAUCGUCGGGAAUAAUUGCGAACCAAACCUAGGAAUGGACACAUAUUCCAUGCAUGCUAUUAUGGAUGAAGUAGAUGUCAUAAUUCAAUCUGCAGCAAGCACAGCCUUCAACGAUAGAUACGACUACCUAAUCGAUACAAACGUGAAUGCACCUCAACGACUAAUGAGGCUAGCUAAAAGAUGCAAGAACCUCAAACUUGUUGUGCAUAUCUCAACCGCAUACGUUAACGGAAAACGAGAAGGAUUAAUCUACGAAAACCCACUGGUUAUGGGUGAAAACGGGAGAAAGCAAGAUCAUAUAGUAGAUAUAGCCAAUGAAAUCAACCUGUCUGUGAAAUCUUGCAUUGCCGCCACCGCAGACUCUAAUAAUUCGUCGAAAGCAUUGAAAACCCUAGGCGUCGAAAGGGCUGAAUUUCUUGGAUGGAAUAAUACAUAUACAUUGACUAAAGCUAUGGGAGAGAUGAUUUUGAAUGAAAUAAGAGAAGAUGUGCCACUGCUUAUAAUAAGGCCAACUAUUAUUGAGAGUACUUACAAAGAGCCUUAUCCUGGAUGGAUACAAGGAAAUAGAAUGUGCGAUCCGGUAAUUAUUGCUUACGGGAAAGGGCUGCUUCCGGCUUAUUUGGCUGAUCCGAACGUGCAUCUGGAUGUUGUUCCGGCUGACAUGGUGGUCAAUACAACUAUCGCAGCUAUUGCAAAACAUGGAAUUGUAAUUAAUAAGCCACGUGGUGAAUUGAAUGUGUACCAUGUGGCGGCCGACUAUGCGAAUCCUUUGCGAAUGUCUGAAUUAUUCGAAUAUGUUUACGAACACUUUAGCGCAAACCCUUUAACUUGCUCCACAAUUAUAAAGAAAAUGAAGUUUUUCAAUGAAUUUGAUGAAUUCUCGAAGUACGUUAGGGAUGAAAUGGACGUUGUCGUAAGAAAUAAUGCAGUUGGGUUUAGCGAGAAAACGCUUCAAAAGAUUGAAAAACAAUACAAAGCAAAAGUUGCUUAUGCUGAGGAGCUAUGCAAGAUUUACAAAUUCAUAGGUUUCUUCAGAGCCAGGUUUCAUAGUGGCAACACCCGUAAAUUACUAGAAGAGAUGUCGGAAGAGGAGAGAGACUACUUUGAAAUUGAUGUGACAAAAAUAGAGUGGAGGAAGUAUUUUGUCGAAAUUCACAUCCCGGGUGUACGAAAGCAUCUUCUUCAUUGAAGACUGAUCUAUAUAAUAUAAAUCUAUAUAAUAUAAGCAAAAUAAAUAAGAACAUGACUUCUAGAUUCAAUCUUC